This is a messenger RNA of Mus pahari (shrew mouse), 1314 nucleotides long. It is a transcript of the gene Cnbd1, whose product is annotated as cyclic nucleotide binding domain containing 1. The record is from RefSeq and is a predicted model, not a curated record. Lineage: Eukaryota; Metazoa; Chordata; Mammalia; Rodentia; Muridae. The transcript has 10 exons. Bases 1 to 1314 code for a protein of 437 amino acids.
AUGCCUGUGGACUCUCUUCCAAACUCUAUUUUGGCCCACAUGUUAGCCAUUAACAAUGUGCCUCCUCCUCCACUUCGCAGUUUACCACGCCUGAGACUGAGCAAAACCAUUAAUUAUGGUCAGCUGAAUGCCUUAUGCCACAUUAGAGGACUAAAGAGCGACCAGCAUUCUUCCCUUCGUUUGGAAGCUCACGAUGCAUUCAUCAAGCAAUAUCCUCAAAUAUACCUGCAUGAAAAAACAGUAUUGCCUAAAGUUCCUCACCUGGCUGACAAAAGAAAAUCUGCUGUAAGGCUAGCAGAAAAGAAACACCAACCUGCUAUGCCACACAACAUAUCUGCGUAUCUUAGAGAAGCUCGCGGUGGCCCUUCUAUUGAUGAAGAAGAAAUAACUGAAGAAAAGUUUCAGGAGUUCUUAAAUAUCUUAAAGAAGCUGCCAGUUUAUAGAACAAAACAUGAACAUAACAUGGUGUGGAAGAUUUUGAAGAAUAUUCCAGCGUUAACCUCUCAACUUAGCAAGGAGGAUCUGAAAAUCCUGAGUAAGAAAGUCAUGUCUGAAACCUGGAUCAAAGCUAGCACAGUGACUGGUGAUGAUGGACUUUAUGUCUUACUGACGGGCCAGGCUCGACGUCGUAUAAAGGUGUUUAGAAGUCUGAUUGAAGAAAAUGACUCAAUCAUCACUUCACUCUACAGGGAUAGUUUUCUUUUUGAUGCAGAGUUGAAAGAUUCUACAGUGGCUCAGCUGUAUGUCCCUUCAAAGAAAUUAACAGUGAAAAAGUGGGGUGUCUUUGGAUCACUGAAAGGUGGACAUGAAAUGAAUGAAAGUGACCGUUCAGUUGUGACAGAUUAUGACUGUGAAAUCCUGAAAAUACCUGCAAAGGAGUAUGAGAAGUUAGAAUUGGAAAAAGUAAAACAUGAAAAUGCAAAAAAGUUGAAAUUAAUCCGCAAGUGUCCUUUUUAUGAAACCUGGCCUACUUUAUCCAUAUGGGAGCUAGUUUCAAUUAGUAAAUUCAAAACUUUUCCUCCAGGUCAUGUGUUAGUAGAAAGUGGAACUGUCAUUUCAUUUGUGGGUUACAUCAGUUCUGGAUAUUGUAACAUUUAUAGAAAUAUUGUUGGACUUGUGGACCUACCAAUAAACAAAGUGAAAAAAAUGAAAAAACGUGUUUAUAUGGGUAAACUUAAGGAGAAGGAGUCCUUUGGUGAGGUCAGUAUUCUUCUUCAAGCUCCCUUCACAUGCACAAUUAUUACUGGACGAGAAGUUGAGAUGGCAGUUAUUGAAGAUAAGGACAUCCAGGGUAAAUGCAUGAAUGUCAUUUAA